UAUGCACUUUCAGCAGUGCACUUAUCAGCAAAAACAAAUGAACUUGAGUUCAAUUAGCGAUAGCUCCACACUGAUUUAUGUGGAAACCGUGACUUUAGUUUAGGUAUUUGCCCAAGAAAAGUCAUCAUUUUCUGCUGAUAUCAUAUUAGAAAUUGUAAGCAAAUAACAUAAAUUACUUUGAAAUGAUAAAAUCACAGUGGCACGGCGUGUUUCCGUCACAAAACUAUCCAAACGCAAAUCACAAACGACUUUCAUAUAUAUUCCAUAUCAAACUUUAUACCAACAACUAAAUGGACAACUGCGACCAUUCGAGUUCGGAGGAGCAGCGCGAACGCGUGGACAACGCCAUCCUGACCGCCAUGGAGGAUCUGGAUCGGGACUAUCUGCGCAAGCUGCAGAUCGAGAUGCACACCUGUGCGACCGCCUGUUGUGCGGAUGCGGAUGCGAAUGCGGAGGCGGUGGAGCGGUGCGUGGACCGCUGCCAGAUCCGCUUGACCCGAGCCCGUUGCUUCGUGCAGCAGGGCAUAUCCGACUUUGAGAAUCGCCUGGAGAAGUGCAUCCAGCAGUGUCGCCUCCAUGGAUCUGCCUAUGGCUCGGAACGUUGCUCCAGCAACUGCGUGGAUAGUCAUGUGGGUUCGCUGCCCGAGAUGCUCAGGGCUAUGCGGGAUACCCUGGAAAAGGGUGUUUAACAUUCAUUGUUUUUGAAAUGAAAUUCGUUGGUUUGAAUCAAGUAUUUUGUGAUAUAUGUACCUUCGUAAAUUUAAACUCUUCCAACAUUUAUA
Molecule: messenger RNA, 782 nt
Organism: Drosophila santomea
Lineage: Eukaryota; Metazoa; Arthropoda; Insecta; Diptera; Drosophilidae
Product: protein FAM136A
Exons: 1
Coding region: 291-689 (132 amino acids)
Cellular component (GO): cytoplasm
Source: RefSeq, a predicted model, not a curated record